Physeter macrocephalus (sperm whale) is the source of this 582-nucleotide messenger RNA. RefSeq names its product chromosome 15 C8orf90 homolog (gene C15H8orf90). The record is from RefSeq and is a predicted model, not a curated record. Lineage: Eukaryota; Metazoa; Chordata; Mammalia; Artiodactyla; Physeteridae.
AUGGCUUCCACCGGUUCCGGGGACCCCAGCCUGGCAGGUCUGUUCCCUCGCGCCGUAGCCACUCCAGGUGAGACGCGUGGUCCCGCCGCGACCCUGGAGCCCCCGUUCCUGGACAUCUACUGCGGGGAUGCAAAGCUCUGGGAGGCGCACUUCCGCGGCAUCGGGCGCGCCUACUGCGCGCUGGGCAAGGAGGACGACUUCGCCAUCCGCGUGCUCACGGAGGACUUCACGCUGCCUUUUCCUUUCGCCUGGCCCCCGGGGCCCGACCCGGCCCGCGGGCCGCGCUUCUACGACCCGCGCGACCGCACGGGCUUCGACUUCCUGCUGCGGGGCCCGGCCGCGCCGCCCCCCGCGCUGCUGCGGCCCCUGCACAACACGGCGCAGGCGGCGGCGCGCAGGCGGCGCCUGGAGCAGCUGGCGCGGAGCACGUGCACGCGGCUGCCGGCCCCCGGCCCGGCCCCGCGCUGCCCCUGCCCGCGCCCACCGGCGGCAGCGCCUUCCCGGGGCCCGGGGGGCCUGAGGCCGCCUCCCCCGGCGGGGGCGCCCCCAGGCUGGGUUAGCGCGUCCCGAGAAAAUGAAUAA